This is a messenger RNA of Adineta steineri, 945 nucleotides long. Lineage: Eukaryota; Metazoa; Rotifera; Eurotatoria; Adinetida; Adinetidae. The record is from the annotation of a GenBank genome assembly.
AUGACAUUACAGCCACCAAAACAGCAGAUCAUGAUUGAAAAUCUCUUUGAAGACUUUAAUAUCGAAAAAAAUCUUCUUCAUUCGACACCUUAUGAAUUAAUAAUUAUCGAUCCUUCAGGGAGUGACAUUCUCGCACGUCUUUCUUCAACAACUGUAGCCAUCAUCGGUGUUAACAUACCAAACACAGCACAACUCCUGUCUCAGUUACCUGGUUCAAUUAAAGUCAUCGUUAAAUAUGGUGUUGGUUAUGAAAAGGUUGAUGUAGAUGUAUGCCGACGUCGAGGUAUUGAAGUUUGCUAUACACCUGAUUAUGGUACAAAUACUGUAGCUGAUCAUACAGUUGCUCUUCUCUUCGCAGCUCAUCGUCGUCUAUUAACAUUUCAUAAGUCAAUUGUUGAAAAUCAUCAAUGGAAUUUUAAAGUGGGUGGUAAAUUGCACGAGCUGAAUGAAAUGACACUUGGUAUUAUUGGUUGUGGGCGAAUAGGAACAUGUUUUGCAAAUAAGAUUCGUCCUUUUGUCAAGCAAAUAUUGACACAUAAUUCGAAAAAUUCGACAACAAACACAUUAAACGAGAUUUUUGAAGAGUGUGAUAUUAUUUCAUUACAUAUUCCAAUGUCACCUAGCAAUCAUCAUAUUAUCUCCUCCGAUUCUAUUGCUCAGAUGAAACGUCGUCCAAUUUUAAUUAAUGUUAGUCGAGGCGAACUGAUCGACACGAAAGCACUUGUUCAAGCAUUGAAAAGUGGACAAAUAUCCUAUGCUGCUCUCGAUGUUAUCAAAGAUGAACCUAAUAUUGACGAAGAAUUGAUGAAACUUGAUAAUGUACUUAUCACACCUCAUGCAGCUUGGUAUACCGAAGAAUCAAAACGAGAUUUGCGAAUAAAGGCUAUGGAAGAGGUUCUACGAGUAUUGCGAGGUGAAAGACCGAUAUAUCCCAUUCCCACAUAA